GUGGCCUGCUCCUUGUUGGUAAAUUCCACGCGAAAAAAGACAUAACUUUACUCAGCUGAAAAAGCUAUAAAACUACUUUCUUUUGAUUAGAUCACAUUAUCUWGUCAAAGAAAGAAGACCCUUCUUAGGAUCUGUCUACAAUUUCCAUAUAUUUCCGUGAGAUUUCUACGUUUUGGCUUUGACUACAUCAUGGGUUUGAGUAUAUCUAGUCUGUUCAAUCGCCUCUUUGGCAAGCAAAAUAUGCGUAUUCUAAUGGUUGGACUUGAUGCAGCUGGUAAAACUACAAUACUUUAUAAAUUAAAACUUGGUGAAAUUGUAACUACAAUCCCUACAAUUGGUUUUAAUGUCGAGACUGUUGAAUACAAAAAUAUUUCCUUCACUGUAUGGGAUGUCGGUGGUCAGGAUAAAAUUCGACCAUUGUGGAGACAUUACUACACUAAUACACAGGGUCUUAUAUUUGUUGUAGAUAGUAACGACAGAGAGAGAAUAACUGAAGCUGCUGAAGAAUUAAGGAGAAUGCUAGAUGAGGAUGAGCUUCGAGAUGCCCUUUUAUUAGUAUUUGCCAACAAGCAAGAUCUMCCCAAUGCUCUUUCCAUCACAGACAUUACAGACAAACUUGGUYUGCAUCAACUACGUGGCAGAAAAUUCCAUGUUCAAAGUGCCUGUGCAACCCAAGGAACUGGACUUUACGAGGGUCUUGACUGGCUUUCACAAGAACUUUCCAGAUAAACAAUGAACUAUUGAGUAUUUACAAGAAUCCAAAGCUAAUGCCAAGCAUAUAGGAGCAGUAUUUGUAAAUUGAUAUAUCUCUGUAGGAAAACUAAUAGGGACAGCGGUGCAUUUAUCUCAACAUUCAUAAAUGAAAAAAAUAUGCUUUUAAAAGGAUCAGGAAUUAAGAGUGAGAUUGUUUCUCUGUUUUUAUCAAUGAAAUGGCCUCACUUUGUUGACUAGUUACAGCUUAUCAAGCAUAUAGAUUUUACAAUGUGUAGAUUGUUUAUUGUAAUCAUGAUAGAAAAUUGUUGUAAUACGACUUGUAGAAAUUUUUCCUUGUAGGUUUUUCAAUGGCUUUCUCUGCAGAUGCACUUCAACCAUAAUUUUUUUUAUGGAGCUAUAUAAUAACUGCAUUAUUUUCAUUACAAAGAUGACAACUUUGUUGCAUUGUAUUAGCAGUAUUGGUAUUAUGACCUUGAAUUGCAAAGAUAUGCUUGUCAAAUGCCAUCCACACUUCUAGUGAAGUCCACUUUAGCUCCUUUACAUGACAGAAGCUUGUAUACAUUUUUUGGAAAGACGUAUUUGCAUGUUUAAGUUUUCAAAACAAAUUUAUUGUCCRAUAUUCUCUCAAAUUGGCCCAUUCUAGUGUUCUAGUUAACAAAUUAUGGUAAUAAAUUAGUGUUUGCAACAUAUAGGUAGCUAUAAAAGUAUUUGUUAAAGAGGUAUCUAUAGUAGGUAGAAUGCAAUUCUUUUUGAUUGAGACUUCUUGCAGUGACAUAAAUUGUUCCAUGCUUGGUUGUGAUAAUUGGAUAAUAAUUAUGAUAUUUCCCACUGCAAAGAAUCUCAAGUCAUUAUUUUUAAUGUGUAAGGUUUUGUCAUCUGAAAGCCAGGUACAUUUUCAUAUUGGAUUUWAARMAAACUUUGGUGGAAUACAUCUGGUUUAGUCUUUUUUCAUUGCCUAAGUUGCAYGUUGAGACAGUAGCUUUGUUACAAUAUAAGGUUGAGAAUCAUUUGSUUCUUGUUUCAACUMAMUKUGGMMAUUUGAAAUCCAAUGUGAAAAUGGAACUSCAUUGCUACUUUAAGUACAGGAAACAGCAUUGCUUAGUGAGCUCAUCAUAAAGUGUUGUCCUAAAUAUUUUGAAAUCAAUAAAGUAAUGUAAGAUUUUUCAAUGCA
Messenger RNA from Exaiptasia diaphana, 1885 nucleotides. Its product is annotated as ADP-ribosylation factor 4. Gene Ontology annotation, molecular function: GTPase activity; GTP binding. The record is from RefSeq and is a predicted model, not a curated record. NCBI's taxonomy places the organism in Eukaryota, Metazoa, Cnidaria, Anthozoa, Actiniaria, Aiptasiidae. Gene Ontology annotation, biological process: intracellular protein transport; vesicle-mediated transport. The coding region runs from base 190 to 729 and encodes 179 amino acids. Gene Ontology annotation, cellular component: cytoplasm; plasma membrane. The transcript has 6 exons.